Oryza sativa Japonica Group (Japanese rice) is the source of this 909-nucleotide messenger RNA. Its product is annotated as photosystem II repair protein PSB27-H1, chloroplastic. Gene Ontology annotation, cellular component: photosystem II; chloroplast thylakoid lumen. The record is from RefSeq and is a predicted model, not a curated record. Gene Ontology annotation, biological process: photosystem II assembly; photosystem II repair. NCBI's taxonomy places the organism in Eukaryota, Viridiplantae, Streptophyta, Magnoliopsida, Poales, Poaceae.
GAUAAGCCGACGUGUCACCUCUUCCCGCCCUCCGGCCUCCCUCCCCAACCCAACCCAAGCCUAUCUCACAAACCCGCGCGCUAUCCCUCUCCCCCCUUCCCCUCUCACACCGCGAGCUCGCGUAGGACACGAACGAGAUGAGGCCAGCGUCGUCCCCCGUGCCGGCCGUCCUCACGGCCCCGGCUACCGCUGCCACUGCCGCCAUCGCCGUAAAGCCAACGCCGCCUCAACGCGCGCUUCAAGCCAGCAGGCGCGAGUUGGUGGUGGCGGCGGCGGCGGUGGCGCUGUGGCCGUGCGGGGGAGCGGCGCGGGCGGCGUCGGACGACGAGUACGUGAGCGAGACGAAGGACGUGAUCGGGAAGGUGCGGUCGACGAUCAACAUGGACAGGGCGGACCCCGGGGUGGCGGACGCGGUGGCGGAGCUCCGCGAGCUGUCCAACUCGUGGGUGGCCAAGUACCGCAGGGAGAAGUCGCUGCUGGGCCGCCCGUCCUUCAGGGAGAUGUACUCCGCGCUCAACGCCGUGUCGGGCCACUACAUCAGCUUCGGCCCCACGGCCCCCAUCCCCAACAAGCGCCGCGCCCGCAUCCUCGAGGAGAUGGACACCGCCGAGAAGGCCCUGCUCCGCGGCCGGUGAGGUGAGUGAUGAUUGAUUGAGCCGAGUGCUUACGGCCACCGAUCUUUCUCGUGUGAGACGCACGCACGCGCGUGCGUACGCGGCACAUUCACUUUUUGUAACUACUAUACUACCGUCGCGUCGCGAUGGGGCCGGGCGUCGGCUUUGCUCUUGUCGAGUGGAAUCGAAUCGGUGGAGGCUUUGAAAUUAUUACUACUGAGUUGUAUGUGUAUUUUUUUUUUCUGUAUGAUUUUUGGUUCAGCUGACAUGGUGAGGAUUACACGGUUGGCUUGGG